Phalacrocorax carbo (great cormorant) is the source of this 4688-nucleotide messenger RNA. NCBI's taxonomy places the organism in Eukaryota, Metazoa, Chordata, Aves, Suliformes, Phalacrocoracidae. The record is from RefSeq and is a predicted model, not a curated record.
CAGUCGGUCCCUACCCGCACCGCUGCGCUCCGCUCCGGAGCGCCGGGAAGGGGCCUCCCCGCCGCGGCAGCGGGAGGAAGUUUGUAAGAUGACUACAAUAACUUCUUCAGGAGGAAAUACAGAAGUGGUCAGUACCAGAAGAACAGAAUCGCAUGAUGUUUCAGAUAUUAUCAGCCUCUUCAGCCAUUCUACAGAGGCAGUUUUUGGAAGGAUUGAUGUCAUGUACCUUUUAGAAAAAUCAAAUCUUGCUUUGACGCUCUGCAGCGAGAAGAAUGAGGUUAUAGCCCAUGCUGUCUUUCUGGACUAUCCAAAUUGGAAUGUCAUUGAUCAGUCUGAUUGGGAAUCAUUCUUACAUGAAAACUACAUUAACAAUAAAUGCACUCCUUUGAACACGUUGUUCAUGCAUCUCUUUGUGGCAAAAGAAGAAUAUGCAGCUGGAUGUUCGCAAGAAAUUGUUAGGAGAGCUUUUAUCGCAGUACCAGAACUGCAGUUUAUACUUCUCUUCAUACCAGCUGAUGAAAAUUUGGAGCCAGACAUGGGAAAUGUCUUUGAAGAGAUGAUGACUGCUCCAGGUUCAGCAGUGGGUACAAACUUUACCUUGCUUAUGUGCCCCAGGCAUUGGUAUCACCCGCAGCUGUACGUUCGCAAAGCAAGGUUGGAGGAUUAUGAUGAUCUCCUGCCAAUCUGGACAUGCCAGAGUGAGACUCUGAAGGAAACCUAUAGUGAAUACUUCCUUGCUGAUCUCAUAGAAUGUCAAGAUGAAGAAAAUCAGGCUGUUGUUUGUGAGGAUGGCGACACUGCAGUAGGAUUCAUGAGCUUAUGCUCUCAAGUAAAUGUUUCCUUGUUUCAAGAGUGUUUUGACUUAGGGCCUUUCCAUGGACUCUGUAAACCACAUCCUGAAGAUAUUCUCAAAAUGCCAGAGAAGCCGAGCAUUCAAGAAGAUGAAGAUAAAAGCAACCAAACAAGCCAAGAAACAGUCUCUGUUUCACCUCAGAACUUUGAACAUAUUCAUGAUCAGGAUGCAGCUGUACAGAAAGAUGGAACCGUUACUGUUUCCCAUACUGAGCUGCCAUUAGAUGAUGUCAGAGGCCAAUCUUUCAAAGCCUCAGCAACACCCCUCCUUGAGACUGAAGAAGAUGCUUUUCGUCCAGUGUACAGAGGAGCUUCAAAUGCUUUCUGUAUCCGUCUGUUUUGUAUUGAUGAGAAGCAUAAAACUAGAUCGCUGGAUUUUUUGCAUUAUGUUUUCAAGCUUUUUCCAGACAAAGACUUCUGUAUCAUCCUCGUGCCACAUCAUGUACCAGAGUUCUACCUGAUCCAGAAUUUUGUUCGAGCUAUCCCCUUCUUUACUUCCAGACUUGGUCAUGAGCUUUAUGUGUUCCACCGUGCGGGAUUGCUCAAGUCAUUUAAUGUAAGAAAGGCAACAACUGAUGACCUCCUUGCUGUCAAAAUGCUCGUUCAAACCCUUAGCUUGAAUGAAAGUAUACUGAAUGACUUAAAGAUAUUUACUCUGGCUCGCAGGGAUCCGGAUGGGACCCCAGUGCAGGCUUUCAUAGCAGAAGUUUUGGAUCAAAUAGUUGGCGUUUCUGUUAUUAGAGACGAAAUGGAUAUUGAGUAUAUUCGAUCACAUUACAACAUUGAAGAUUUUAUUCAUUUUAAUCACCACCAGCAAGAGGAGCAUGGACAUCUUUUCCAUUUUGUCUUAAAUCCUAUAUUUCGUCACUAUACAAAACACUUCCUAAAGGAGAUUCUUCGCUUGGCCCACAAAUCUUCUCUUUACUAUCCUAUUUAUCCACAGUAUGUGGAAGGCAAGUUUCAGAAUCCCUGUGCCCAUUCCCUGACAUCUGCCCUUCAUUACAUGGUUCCCGUGCGACCAAGACGACAGAUUGUCUAUCCUCUGGAAGAGCUUGGCAUAAACGCUCCAUCAGAGCAGGUCUCCAAGGAUCAGUUGAGUUAUUCUUUGAACCACAUAAACCGAAAGCUGGUACUGGAUUCUAAAGCAUCUAUCAACACUAGAAUUGUGGUGGUUGGUGCAUCCGAUGUCGGAAUCUCUUUUCUGGAAACACUCAUUUUUUGUCCACAUCUGAAGUUCAACAAUCUGACCUUGAUUUCAGUUCAUGGCCUUCCAGGAAAAGACCUACCGGGCUCCAAACAUAGAAGAUUUUUAAUUAACAGCCACUGUUUUAAUGAUGAAGAUUAUGCACAGAUGUCACUUUGUUCCUGGGUUAACGUUGUGGUUGGUAAAAUGACUGGCAUAAAUCGCGCUGCCAAAUAUGUAGUUGUUUCCAACGAGAAAGAAGUACCAUAUGACUACCUUGUUCUCUGUACGGGACAGAAAUACCAGGUCCUGUCCCCCACUGGAGCAGAUAUCAGUAAACUCCCAACUAACAAAGAAGUCAUGAGCAAGUGGCCACAAAGAUACACAGGGAAAGUCCCUUCCAAUCAUUUUACUCUCAGUGAUGACCAGGACUGCUUAAAGGCAAUGCAGUGGCUGAAAGAAAACGUUGUCAACUCAGAAGGGAACGUCAUUGUCUAUGGGAAUACAAUUGACAUUUACACCACGGUAGAAACCCUCUUAUCUCUUGGAAUUGAUGGUUCUCGCAUACAUCUCGUACAGCCUCCACUCAGCUCAAAUGUUACUUGCCUUAACAACAACGAAAUCGAAAGUGCUGUUCAGGAGGCACUGUCAAAGGCUGGCGUGUCUGUUUAUUAUGACAGUAUCCUGGCACAGUGGAACGAAGGCGACGACCCAGACCCUAUCACAUGUGCUGCUUUCACUACUAAUACAAAACCAUUUAAAUUGCAGUGUUCAGCAUUUUUUAGCUUUGCCUACAGGGCAGUGGAUUAUGAAACCUUUAAGGCAAUUAAUGAUGCUUGCCUUGUUUUUGAUGGAAGACUUGUGAUCGAUACCGAAUUCCAUACUAAUGAUGUCAGUAUCAGGGCUGCAGGUCCUUUAACAAAGUACUCCAGGAGUUAUUAUGUAGAUGAAUGGACACACAGCAACUUCAAUUCAAAAGAGAUUGGCUUUGAGCUUGCUGCAUCUAUGCUGAAUCUCUUUGAUCCAACCCCUAAGCCCUUUUCUAAACCACCAGAAGGCACAGAUAGGCUCAUCCCCAUGUACAAAGGGUGUAAAAUUAAAGGAGGUGUUCUUCCUGGAGGUUAUAAUUACCUGCAUAUUUCCAAACCCGAAAUCCCCAUCCGCUUGGACUUAGAACUUGCACUGUGUGAUCAUGGGAUGGAGAUUAUAACCGGAGAGGCAAGACAUGGGAAUUAUUUCAGGAUGCAUAUGAACAAAUACAGUAUGGUAGAUAGCAUCACCUGCUUUUCAAAGGAACCCUUCCCUGUCUCUAACUACAUUUGCUUGUACGGACAGCAUGAGCGUCUUCUUAAUGAUCUUCAUUAUCGCUGGAACAAAGGGCAGAUUACAGAUCUUUACAGCUACUUCAGAGAAUCUUGGUCCAUGGCCAUCUAUCACGAUCGGUUUAUUGAUCUCAAGAAGGAACUGCGCCAAAUCCUGAUGUCGGAACAGGUGCCCGGGCCGCCCCCCGCCGCCGGGACGCCCCCGCGGGACGCCGAGGAGCGCAGCCCCUGCCCGCCACCGCUGCCGGAGCCCGUCCGCCGCUACCUUCGCCGCCACCGCGCCCAGCUGCCCGUCUACGCGCCGGCCCCGCCGACGGCAGCUUGGAAGCCGAGAGCGCCUGAAGCCGGUUCCCCGCCUUGUCUCUGCGCUCCACGUGCCUUACCCGUGGCCUGAGGACCACGGUAGUUUUAGGCAAACUUAAUUUUUCAAACCUUUUCUCAUGUGACAGGGAAGUUGGUUUAUGGAAGGUAAUUUAAAGCAGGGCAAAGACUCUGCCUGCGCCGCGGGGCUGCUGGGAGGGCAGCGCCCGAGGCCUGGCGGGGUUUGGCGAUGGCCGGCAGGAGGAAUGGCCCGUUCAGCGUCACCCAGAGGGGUUUGUUAUUUAUCGGGGUAAGGAGCCAAGGCACCAUUUCUUGGCUGAUUUUGCAGGUUUUCCUAAGUCAGUUACAUCUAUCGCAGUGAGUUCAAAGAAAAAAAAACCCAAACCUGAGGAAAAUGCCAAACAUCUGCAUGGGCUGGUGGCUUAGACUUUUGACCUGGAAAAUUUUAUUUUAAUUAUACAAAUACACGAAAUAUAGAAUUUAUUAUCUAUAAUAAAUUAGAAUUCUACAUAAAAUGUCAAUUAUAUUCCUUUUAUGCCUAUAAGCAUACUUCAUAAUAUGUAGUACAGUAUAUCACACAUAAUAUAUUAUAUUAACGUGUAUUAUAAUAUAUCCUAUUUCAUAAUAUCUAAUGUAUAGGAUAAAGUCUACUGCCUAUUAGAUAAUGCAUAUUAUAAUACAUUAUAUACAGUGCAUACUAUUAUAUAUGCAUGUGUCACUACUGAUACAUUAUCAACAUUCAGAUAAUGAAAUAAUAUUGUCUCAGGAAUUUUCAUUAGCUUUGUAGGACUAUACUACGGAGUGAAGCGUGUGCAUUAUAUAAUGCACUGUUGGGUAUGCACAUGUGUACGUACACAUAGAGGGGUACGCAUAGGUGCACAUAUGUAUGCGUACAUAACACCUAUUAUACAUACAUGUUAUGCAGAAUCUAUAUACAUGCAUAUAUAUAGUGUAUUAUAUGCUGUAUUGUACCUGGGGCAUCAAGUAUUCUGUGAUGGAAUUAUAGAUGC